This is a messenger RNA of Drosophila virilis, 1624 nucleotides long. Its product is annotated as pyridoxal phosphate phosphatase PHOSPHO2. The record is from RefSeq and is a predicted model, not a curated record. Gene Ontology annotation, molecular function: phosphatase activity. NCBI's taxonomy places the organism in Eukaryota, Metazoa, Arthropoda, Insecta, Diptera, Drosophilidae.
UGCCAGAAGCUUGAAAUCGGAUGGCAACUCUGACGCUAAUAAAGCUACUGUCAAAGUUUUGCCCAAAGCUAAACCCGAAAUACAUACAUACGAAAGCCAAUUUCAAGCUGCUGCUGCUGAUGCUGCCCACUAGCAGUGGGCAAUUAAAAACGCAUUGGCAUUCGGGCAUUGUCAGUUGCAAGUGAAAGUGCAGCAGCCGAACGCGCCGCAACAAUGUCGACGCCAUCAACGUCUGCAGCCGCCGCCGACGCCGCCGCCGCCCACCCAACCAAUCAACGGGGCCUGGGCAAACAGCAGCGCCGACGCCUGGCCGCCUUCGAUUUUGACCAUACAAUUGUUUCCCAGAAUACGGACACUGUGGUGCGCGACAUGCUGCCCAAUGAGCUGGUCAGCUCCUGUGCUCUAGCCGAUCUAAUGGAAAACGAAUGCUGGACCGAAUAUAUGGCCGAAAUCUUUCGUUUAUUGUAUGCGCAACAAGUACCAGAGGCGCGAAUACGCGACACCAUACGCUGUAUACCGGAGGUGCCCGGAUUUGUGCGUCUUAUCAAGCAUUUGCAGAAGAAGCUGAAUUUCGAUUUAAUUAUCAUCAGCGAUUCGAAUAGUGUUUUCAUUGACGAAUGGCUGCGUGCACACAAUCUAUCCGAUUGUUUCAAUGCCAUCUUUACAAAUCCGGCCGAGUUCAAUGAGCACGGCCAGCUUCUGGUGCGGGCGUAUCAUCGGCAAACCGAUUGUAAACUGAGCGCCAGCAAUUUGUGCAAGGGCCGCGUCUUGGAGCAUUUUGUUAUCGAACAGGAUUUACGCUACAAUAUCCGUUACGAUCAUGUUUUUUACGUUGGCGACGGCAACAACGAUAUUUGUCCAGUUUUGAGGCAGCGCGCCUGCGAUUUUGCCUGCGCCCGUCAGGGCUUUGCUAUGGAGAAGCAUCUGAUCAAGAAUCGCAACAAAUUGAAGCUGCGCGCCCAUUUGCUCAUCUGGCGCAAUGGCUUCGAUUUGCUGGAGCAGAUCUGUGUGCUGCCCCAGUUGCAGGGUCCGCCGUCGCAGGCUCACAAUUUGGAUGCCAAUUGCAAGGCCGAAAUAGGACGACGUGCGUCCGCCGUGGCUGCUGCAGCUGCCGCCGGACCAUCCGAUCCAGUCGAGUAGUCAAUUUAAAACACAAAACUUUUACAAAUCUAUAUAUAUAUAUAUAUUCAUAUAUAUAUGUAUAACUAUUUCCCAAAAGAUAUAUAUUUACAUUAAUUGAUGGAUGGUUUCGGAAUCAUCAAGAGUCUUUGUUGUGAUCAAUGUUUAUAUAUAUGUAUACAAAUAUGCUAAAUAAUAAUGAUAAAUAAAUAAAUAUCUAUUUCGAAUUGUGCACAACACACACAACACACACACACACACACACACACACACUCAUCUUAAAUGUUAUUCAGUGUGUUAAAUGUAUAUUUUGUGCUCGCAGCUGUUGCUAGGUGUAAGAGAAAAUUGUUUGUGUAAUUGUUGAAUGUUGUAAUUAAUAUUGUUUGUAUAUACGAUAAACUAUAUACACACAAACAAACACCCACAUAUAUAUAUAUAUGUAUAUUUGUGUAUAUCCCGAAAAAUAAAUGAAUUUAAAGUUGUUGCAAAAUGCACGCCCCGGAAA